ACCCCUGAACGACAUUUUGAGAAGACUUUCUUUAGAAGCAAUGUUUGAGCUGAAACAAGGACGCUAGACAAAGCUAGGUGUGUGACUGUCUGGGGGAAUUUUUCCACUCAAACACUUGGAAAACCGCUCAGCAUCUGUAGUACAGGGGCACUGUGAUGCUAAACAACGUGAGCCUUUUAAGUUGUGACGUUCAUGUGAAGAUUCUGGGGCAGGAAUGCAGUAGUUGAGUUGGAGGCCCAGCAAGCAGCCCUUGCUGUAAAAGAGCUAGGUGGGUGAAGGGCAUCUAGGACAGGGCUGGAGUGUGGAGGAGGAGUGUUCCUCUCGGCAAGGCAGAGCCCCAGACUAAGCUCGCCUGAGGUCUCUCCCAGGAAGCGGUGCAGUAAUAUUUGGAGCUGGCCGCAUCUCCAGUGAAUAGCACUCCGCAGGGACCUGCUCCUGGUCAGAGCCAUUUGGAAGGGACAGCCAGGGCCGGUGCAGGGCGGGAUGUAAUUAUCUACAAAUGAGCCCCUCAAGCACUGGAUCUUGUCCGGGCCACAGCGAUCAGGCGAACUGGGCAGCAGGCCAGGCUGAGUGUGCGUGGGCGCGCGGGGCCUGAAUUAUUUCCUUUCUCCCAACUGGAACAAGUCCUGGGCUUCCAGUCUGUCUAAAACAAAACCAGUCUCUUCGCGCAGCCCCAGGGCCCAGGGCCAUGGAUCGAGGGUUCAGGGCAGCGGGGCAGGCUAGGCUGCACUCCCAGGCCUUCCUGGGAGCGCAGGAAUCCUCAGCUCAUCCCACCCGGGCCCCAAGUCUGCACAAAGCCCUGCUCUAUUUCCUCCACCCAGGGCUAUUUUUAGCCGCUAAGAAGGAUUAUGGAGUGGCGGCCAGGGAAGCCAGGCGGAGGGGCCGGGCCGGGUGCGGGACAACAAGGCCCAGGGGGCCUCACUGGGGCUGCCACACCUGGAGAGUCGCCAAAUUGCCUUACAGCAGCCCGUCCAGACCACGGGGAAGCUCGGCUCUAAGGGGAGACAGCAAGGCCAGGAGGGCGGCCAGGCAGUGACUGGAGCCUCCACAGAGCCGGAUGCUGUCAGCCCUGAACAACUUGGUGUGGCACGAGAGGAUCUGGCUACCACCCAGCAAGACAUGGACAGACAUGGAAGACCAGGACGGCAUGGUCCUGGCCCACCCCCGGGACAUACUAGUGGCCCUGCCCCUGAUACUGAUGCUGGUGACAGCACGCCUCGCCUUCGACAGAUUCAUAGGCAUGCCCGCGUCCCGCUGGCUGGGCAUGCGGGAUCCCACCAGGAAGCAGGUGAAGCCCAACCCCACGCUGGAGAAAUACUUCCUCCAGAAAGGACAGAAACCCGAAGAGGCCCAAGUGGCCCUCCUGGCUGCCCAGUGUGGCCUCACGCUGCAACAGACUCAACACUGGUUCCGGAGACGCCGGAACCAGGAUCGGCCCCACAUGUCCAAGAAGUUCUGUGAGGCCAGCUGGAGGUUUCUCUUCUACCUCAGCACCUCCAUUAGUGGCAUCUUGGUCCUGUACCCUGAGCCGUGGCUGUGGGACGUGGCAGAGUCCUGGAGAAAUUACCCAAGCCAGCACCUGAAACCAGCCCUGUCCUGGUGGUACCUCACGGAGCUGAGUUACUACAGCUCGCUGCUCCUCAGGCUGCCCUUCGACGUCAAGCGCAAGGAUUUCAAGGAGCAGGUGAUGCACCAUUUCGUGGCUGUCUUCCUGAUCUUCUUCUCCUACGGCGCGAACCUGGUGCGCAUCGGGUCUCUGGUCUUGCUGCUGCACGACUUCGGCGACUGCCUGCUGGAGGCCUGCAAGGUGCUCAACUACAUGCGCCUCUCGCUAACGUGCGACAUCUUGUUCUUCAUCUUCGCCUCGGUCUUCUUCUACACCCGCCUCAUCCUGAUGCCCACCACGAUCAUCUACUCUGUGUACUAUGACUCCAUGAAGCAGUUCACCCCCUUCUUUGGCUACUACUUCUUCCUCACCCUUCUGGUGUCACUCAACAUGCUGCACGUGUACUGGUUCAGCCUCAUCCUGCGCAUGCUCUACAACUACCUGGUGAAGGGUCAGAUGACAAAGGACAUUCGCAGUGAUAGCGAAGAGUCCAGCUCCAGCACUGACGAGGCAGCGCCUGGGCAUCCCCAGCUGAAGAAUGGGAUGGCUUGCAGGCCUGGGCCGGCCCUGGCUGGCAGCCGCCGGAGCCGGGCAAAAGGGCAGCUGGCCAAUGGGCACACAGCCGCCACUUAGCCAGCGGGGCCUGGCUUUGGGGGCAGCUGCCCAUCCAGGGGACGCAGGGAGGCCCCACCCACAGUGGGCAAGGGGUGAUGAUCUGUCCCCAGGCCCUUUCUUCUGGACAAUGACAGGAUAUCGGUGGCAGGCUAGAACCACCUCAGGCUGCAGCCCUGGGGGCUGCAUUGAGCCCUGGCUGAGAGGAAGUCAAAAGCCCAGCAUGGUGGCAUACACCUGCCAUCCCAGCACUCAGGAGGCUGAGGCAGGAGGAUUGCCACAAGUUCGAGGGCCAGCCUGGACUACAUAACGAGAUCUUGUCUCAUAAACAGAAUAAGAGAGGUUCAAUAAAACUUGAACUAAAUUCUCCGCCUGAGAACCUGGGUCCCUGUCAAGUUCUUGCCCCUUCCCCAAAACGCAGAGGGUGCCAAGCUGUCCCCUUACAUGCUCCCCAAGACAGGACACUCACACCGAU
Heterocephalus glaber (naked mole-rat) is the source of this 2693-nucleotide messenger RNA. RefSeq names its product ceramide synthase 4 (gene Cers4). The record is from RefSeq and is a predicted model, not a curated record. Gene Ontology annotation, molecular function: DNA binding; sphingosine N-acyltransferase activity. Gene Ontology annotation, cellular component: membrane. Gene Ontology annotation, biological process: ceramide biosynthetic process. NCBI's taxonomy places the organism in Eukaryota, Metazoa, Chordata, Mammalia, Rodentia, Bathyergidae.